Molecule: messenger RNA, 3250 nt
Organism: Mercenaria mercenaria
Lineage: Eukaryota; Metazoa; Mollusca; Bivalvia; Venerida; Veneridae
Product: CCHC-type zinc finger nucleic acid binding protein-like
Exons: 7
Coding region: 302-1132 (276 amino acids)
Biological process (GO): positive regulation of cytoplasmic translation
Cellular component (GO): cytoplasm
Molecular function (GO): single-stranded RNA binding; zinc ion binding; translation regulator activity
Source: RefSeq, a predicted model, not a curated record
AUGGCUCGAGAAAUAUUAAGUUCGAAAUAUCUUUUCUGUAUAGAAACGUGUGCAAAAUCAGGAUUUUCCCACUUUCGUUGAGCCGUGUGCAAACCAUACAUUUACCUACACAGGUUGAGAAAGAACGUGCCAGGCGGUUAGACGGAAAGGGUGACGGUGAGGAGAGGUGGUGUGGUUUGGAGAGGAGAGAAGUUUUGACUGGAGGAGGGGAAGUAGGAGAGAGUAAUUUAGUGAAGGGACAAGGGAGGUAAUUGGCUGUUACUGAAUAUUGAAGAAAAGGGAAAGGUGGAGAAGGAUCAAAAUGUCUGACACUACAUGCUACAAGUGUGGGAAGAAAGGACACUUUGCCAGGGAGUGUCGUUCUAGUGGCUCAAGUAGGGGAGGUGGCCAAAGUGGCAGGACAUCAGUGAGGUGUUACAAAUGUAAUAAGCUGGGACACUUUGCUCGUGACUGUAAGAUGGAAGGGGAUAGGUGUUACAACUGUAACAAGAUAGGCCAUAUUGCCAAAGACUGUGAUAAGGAAAUUGAUGAAGCAGGAAUAUGCUACAAUUGUGGAGAAUCUGGACACAUUCAGAAAAACUGCCCUGAUGCUGAUGGUGACUCCAAAACUUGCUAUAGGUGUGGAGAAAAGGGUCAUCUAGCACGUGAAUGCCCGGAUGAAGUACAGGAUGACCGUAAAUGUUACAACUGCGGAGAAGUUGGUCAUCUGUCACGUGACUGUACCAGUGACCGUUCCUAUAGUAGUAGUUCCUACAGUCGCCAAGAUGACCGUAAAUGCUACAAGUGUGGGGAAGGUGGACAUCUUGCACGGGACUGUAUGGAGGAUGAAGCACGUGAAGAUACCCGCUCUUGCUACAACUGUGGUGAGGUGGGACAUUUGUCGAGGGACUGUCCAGAUGAAAGGAAACCUACAAGAUCGGAGAGGCGCUCCCAGGAAUGUUACAAGUGUGGAGAUUAUGAUCAUAUUGCCCGUGACUGUCCAACCACAAAGAAGGAUGUAGAAUGCUACAACUGUAACAAGAUGGGCCACUUUGCACGUGACUGUCCCAAAGGUGCCGCAGAGGUGACCUGCUACAACUGUAACAAGGUGGGACACUACGCGAGGGACUGCAAUGAAUUUGGCGAAGAUUAAAAAGUUACAAGAUUGCGUAGAUUGAUCAAUAGGAUGCUGCCUGCUUUAUUCUAAGAUGCAGGUCUAGCAGUUUUGUUUCUUUAGAACAUUCUAUUGAAGUAGUAUAUUGUAAUGUUUUCUUUUGCUUUAAUUUUAAAAAAGUGUAUCCUGGUGGAAAAAGUGGUUUUUGAACUACGUAUUUAUGAACUUUAAUGAAAUUCAGCAUGUAUUUGCAGUAUGAAAUUUAGCAUGUAUUUGCAGUAUGAAAUUCAGCAUUUAUAUGCAGUAUGAACUUUAAUGAAAUUCAGCAUUUAUAUGCAGUAUGAACUUGAAUGAAAUUCAGCAUGUAUUUGCAGUAUGAAAUUCAGCAUUUAUAUGCAGUAUGAACUUUAAUGAAAUUCAGCAUUUAUAUGCAGUAUGAACUUAAAUGAAAUUCACUUUAAUGAAAUUCAGCAUUUAUAUGCAGUAUGAACUUUAAUGAAAUUCAGCAUGUAUUUGCAGUAUGAACUUUAAUGAAAUUGGCAUAUAUUUGCAGUAUUGUAAAAAUCGUUGAUUCAGUGUAUGGUGGUGGAGGAGUGAUUGACUUAUGUAUUACAUUUUUCUAAGUGCCUGUUUGUUUUUGUUUUUAUGAAGUUAACUGUCACAUUUCACACAUUUGUAACUAUUUCAGCUGAAGCAGUAGAUCAUUGAAAUCUUAUUUCUAGAACCUACUGCACAUUUUGACACAUCUUCAUGUUGGAGAUUGUAUGUUCAGGAAUUCGUUUUGUAUUGUAGCAACUAUUAAGUACCACCAUGAGAGAAAUAUCUGUAACUUACUUUCUUGAUGAAUUUAAACAUACCAAUCAAAGUAUACAAGUAGUUCUAAGAAGAACUUUGCAAACCUUCAUGUAUGUAACUUUUCAAUGUGACUGAUAGUUGCUGAUUUCAGAAGGCAUUUUACUGAAAUUUCUUCUAUGAUGGAUCACACACAAAUGCUAUGCAAUGUUUUAAAAAUAGCAUAUGACUGACUUACUGCAGUGAUUGUAGUAAGUGUUCUGUGCUUUUAUAUGUUCACUCUUACAGUGGCAUGUUUGUAGUAUAUUUAUCAUGAUGAAAUCAUUGUAGUAUUCGAAGUAUAUGUUGGAAUACCUUUUUAAUUAGGAAGGUAAUAAAGUCUGAUUGUUGCUUUUAGUGAUUUGCUGGAUUUGAUCUCAUAGAUAGCAUCUAGGUGUUUAUGAAUACGGUAAACUCAGAGGAAUAAUGUUGCUUUAUUGCCAAGAUAAAUGUUGUAACCAAGAAAAUAGCUCAAUGUGAAAAUAGUUAACAAGAUAUGAACAGAAAUUUGAAGUUUGCAUACCAGUCUUAAAGGGAUGGUUACAGCUUGGCUUUUAAACCAAAUUUAUUACAGUUCACAGUAUUGGUUGCAUCAGAAAACAGUUAAAUCUUGGGGCUUUUACCAGUAGAAUAACAUAAGAUUUGUGUGAUUUUAACUCUUUGUAUUUUAGCCUUUAGAUGUUUAAACAGAGGGACAUGUAUAUUUUGAGAAGUCUAGAAGUGGGGAGAUGUUUGCGAGUUGGAGAUUUGACGUGGGUUAAGAAGUGGAGGGUAGAAAGCAUUUUUACACAAGAUUAAAUAGUUGUGAUUUUGGUUUUAAGAGGCAGCUAUUUUUGAUUUACAUCAGUUAGUGUAAGAAUGCCUUCUUGAUUUUCUUUUCAUUCCAAGGCAGCUCCAAGUAAUCAAAGCAGGAUGUAGACGGGUGAGGUGGUUUUGUUAGGAAGAGUGUCUCUGUAUAUAAUAGCCAUAAUGUUGUCUAGCUAUAUGAAACAGAAUUAAAAAGUGGAAUUCUACUUACUGUUGGAAGUAUGUUUUAUGCAAUUUUUUUACAAUUUUGAAGUAGAGUUCUUUAAACGACAUCUCAUACUAAUGUACCGGGUAUAUUAAUGAUGACAUCUCGUACUAAUGUACCGGGUAUAUUAAUGAUGACAUCUCGUACUAAUGUACCGGGUAUAUUAAUGAUGACAUCUCGUACUAAUGUACCGGGAAUAUUAAUGAUGACCAGUUGUUAAAGCUUAUUUCAGAUGAACAAAUGAAAUUGUUAAAGAUAAGAUAAGGUGAUUUACAUAUUAUUUUUAUAUGAAAUAAAAUUAUGGCUAGCCAAAA